AAAGAGGAAAAACAAGUUCCCUAUUCCUGCAUUCAGAAAGGAGGCUGGGAAAGUGAAAAGAGGAAUUUCCACCCUUCAGGCUAAAAGGGCAGAAAAACUACCCGUGGCUUUAGCCAUUGUGUUAAACAACUUCCCUGUUACACAUUUUCUCGUGCAGGAUCAUGUUUACCCCCAAGGAAGCUGGCUGUAUCAGUGAUCCCUGCGCACCUGCUGUUGAAACAGUAAGUACUGAGCUGGAGCGUUAUCAGAUUCAUGUGUUAUGGUAUCAUGCUUCUGUUUAUAGAAUACUGCUAAUUAACUCCCCUUGGGUGCUUUUCAGUUUUGUGUUAUAACCAUUCAAAAUCCUGCGAAAUCAAGCUACUUUAAAAUGAUGGGCUGCACAACUUUAGCCUGCUUUACUCUCGUAAAGAAGCCCCAUGCUGUCCAGUGGUGCAUCUGAUUGCCCCUAACCUUUCACCAACAUGAACAGGUCUGUGCUGAUUAAGCAUCAAAGUCAGGGAUCGGCCAGUAUAAAUUUAUAAUUGAAUCCACGCCCACAGAACAAAGUGCCUUGAUUGAUUUCUGCUUCUUCAUGGAAAGCUUUCAGAGCCUCUCCUUCUGGCAGCAGAACCCAUUCCAAUCUCUUAUGCUGCCCCCUAAAACCUGGCAUCAAAAACACCCUCCCUCCAGUGAAUCACAAUCGGAAAGGGUGUUGGUAUGCAAGUCUUUCAUUGUCAAAGGGGGUUCCUUGGAUUGUAGCAGCACAAGGGUGUUUUUAAAUAUAAAAUGUUGGCUUUGAGAAUGAAAUCCUUCCUUUCAUCUCUGUAGAUCUUUCUGCUGUGAUUAAAGGAUUCAUAAAAAUGGAGUGCAAAUCUUUUGAAGUGGAUGAAGCAGUCUACUUGGAGGAUCAAUGUCAUAUUCUUGAGGUGACCGAACCACAAGAAGACAAUUUGGAUUUGGCAGGAAAGAGUGACUUGGGAAAUAUUGUCUUUUCAUCCUGCGAAAUCCCAGCUCCAUCCAGCCCUGAGAUCAAAUUGUACCCUAAUAAUAUCACCAAGAGGAGGGCCUUUAGUGACAGCCCAAAUCUGCUCCAAGUUCCACCUGUGGAGGAUGGCAAUGGUGACUUCACACCUUACCAAUUUAACAGGCAUGCUCCAGGAAGGAUUUCUACUUCUCCAACUCUUAGGAGGCUACGAAACAGUACCUCAUCACUCUCUCAGGUCUUCUCACUACAAAACAGCAGUGAGAAUGCAAGGGGGCACAACCAGAUGCCACAAACUGAAUCAACUCUUCUUGCUUCUCAGAGGUGCACUCUGCAUUCUCAGCAUUGCUCUUUGACCUCCAACUCUGGCAUGCACACCGAUUCACUGGCACUGAAAGAAAACUCCACAUUGGCUGACACACUAUCAGUUCCACCACAUCCUAAAGAUGAUUUUGUUGAUGAUAACAUAUUGCAGAACACGAGGGAAACCAACCCUUCUUCCCUAACUAAAGGGAAACAGAAUUCUCAGGAAUGUGUUCAGGUAAGUAACGCAUUUCCUCGUUCCUUGGUUUGGUAUGUUUUGCUGAUUGCUCAGAUGGAACUAAAGUCUGGUACUAUAAAUCAAGCCAUUGCCGCUCUUAGGGUUGUAAUCAACUAGCUUUUGCUCAGAGCAGGCCCAUAGAAAUUUCAUAGCCAUGACUAAAUUAGGUCCAUUAAUUCCAACCUUGAGUAAAACUUGGUUGACUACAGCCAUUAGAUUUAAGGAGAAUGUGACAGUCUAAUCAAUAUUUAGCUAGGCCAGAUUACAUGUGAUGCCUCUCUUUGAGAGCAGGAUUAAACAUGCACGUAAUAGCUAAACAUCUGCACAUUAGGGGGCUAUAAAGUGAGGCAUAUUUUGUUUGCUUUUACAGUGGUACCUCGGGUUACAUACGCUUCAGGUUACAGACUCCGCUAACCCAGAAAUAGUACCUUGGGAUAAGAACGUUGCUUCAGGAUGAGAACAGAAAUCGUGCUCCGGCGGCGUGGCAGCAGCAGAAGGCCCCAUUAGCUGAAGUGGUGCUUCAGGUUAAGAACAGCUUCAGGUUAAGAACGGACCUCCAGAACAAAUUAAGUACUUAACCCGAGGUACCACUGUACUUUUUAAACUAAACUCAGUAGGGGGUAUGAUCAUGAAACCUGUCCCCUGCCCUAUUUCCUUUCUUCUCUGCUUUCCACUGAAGCCUUUUCUCCCCAGACUGCCUCCAAUACCUGAAGUUAGCAGGGGAAUUAUUCCAAAGAGCAGACUGUGUGCAAGUAAGGAGGUGGAGCGGGGAGGUGAUGCCCAUGUCAGAGGUGGUUUUAGGGUAGCGUGACCGGUUUGGCUGCAUCGGGUGACGGCACCACAGGGAGUGCUGCAGCAAUGAUGUGGAAAGGAGAGUGAGAAGUGGGUUGUGUGUGCCAAAUUUUAGCAUCACACAGGGCACCACUGAAAUUUGAGAGCCCGAAAUCUACCACUGCCCAUGCCUGACUCACCGCCAUAUUCUGUCUGGCCUGAAAACAGAGCUCUCCCGCCUCACUUUAUAGCCAAACCAGCACACAUCUAGUUGCCCAUUCCUUAUUUGUAUCACUGAAUAUUUUUUCAGAAAUGCAGUAGCAGCCGCAAUGAGAGCUUCCCUUCAAAAAUAAAUAGGAGCUUAAGGAGGAGGGAAAGGAGGAAACUUUCUUUGGGAUCAAAGGGGAAGGGUUAAACUCGCCUUCUCCAAAGUUCCAAUCCUAACUAAAAUGAGAUGCACUUAUCACCACUGUUAUGCAGGUUCAGUUUUUGCUCAGGGGUUGGGAACAGGUGAGUUUUGAUUCUGUUCUGAAACAAUUGUUUCACUAAAAUGAUUAAGAAUUAAAUUUCACUUUGAAAUUCCUUUCUUCAGCAAGAACAUGCAAGGUUAAAAGUGCCAUUCUUGUGCCUUUUAUAAAGACUAACAUAGAAUGCUUUAUUCUUUUUCAGGAAUUACAUUUGCAUAAACCUAGCAGGUACGUAUUUCUUUUAAAAGAAAAUGGUAAAAAAGAAGCACUCCCUCGUUCGUUUUUAUACUUUUUGUUGACUCUUAAUGAGCCAUUAAGAGACAAGAGUGACAUAUUUACUGUAGCUAGCAAGAUCUAUAUAAAUUUAGGGGGCUAGCACUGUAACUUUCUGCCACUUUCACACCUUAAUGAGAGUUGCUUUAUAGGCUAAAAAUUGACCCUCAGGCAUGCCCCAGCUAUUGUUUAUUGAGAAGUCUGAUAAGCAUCUCUUUUAUUGUUGUGUUAUUGUUGUGUUAUUUGUUAUUAAUUUUUGUAGCUUUUCUAAAUGCAUAAAGGUCACAGCCCAGAACACUGAAACCAAUGGGUAUGAGGCAUGUGCCUGGUUGACAUCAAGACCACAUUAAUACUACUUGUGGGCCACAAAUCAAAUCUGAUCCAUCCAGCAAUCAACAGAAUGCAUUGUUUCUAGCAAAUCUUGGAGGGGAUAGCUCAGUUGGUUUGAGUGUGGUGCUGAUAAUGCCAAGGUUCUGGGUUUGAUCCCCGUAUGGGACAGCUUCAUAUUCUUGCAUUGCAGGGGGUUGGACUAGAUGAUCCUCAGGAUCCUUUCUAUGAUUCUCUGUCACUUAGGUUCCACAGUUUUAGAAUUUAUGAUAAUCUCUAUGUGACCUGAACACACCAUAGAGCAGAGGGUGUGAGAUUUCACUUUGCUGUUAAGGUUGACUGACCACAGCACAUAUUUGCUUUUUCCAGACCUGAAACAUUAUUGACCGUUCACAAAUCUACAAUGCUAAUACACCCUUGCAACAAAAAUAAUUCAGAAAAAUCAGAUCUGUUUCAUGGAAAGUCAACCAAACAGCAUCUUCUUGUUCAAUAUUAUUUUUGCGGUCUUACGCUUAUUUCAGUUUCAUUACAAAUUUUUGAACAUUCAUCCAACUGUAAAUCUAAGGUACACAACUCACAAGAAAAGUCAGCAGAAUAAUCUUGUCAUAUUAGAUUUUGGGGAUGACUUAGUUUGCAAAACUGGCAGCAGGACUAGCAAGGCCACUACCCUAUAGCCCCACUGUGGCCUGACACGGUUCAGGUCAAUUCUGGACCUGACUUGACUUGCUUUGCUUAGCAAAGCCAAAUCACAAAAUCCACUGACAAUUGCACAAACACAAACAGAAUGUGUUUAGGUCACAAAUGUCAUUUAAAAUUGGACUUCAGCUGUGAUAUGUGCAAUAUAUCUUGCUAGCUACCUGCCAUGCCAACACUACAAGGCUAUCUUAGGGAAGGACAGCAGGUUCACUUGUAUAAAUGAGAAUUCAUUUAAGACAACCUUAUGUGAAUGUCUUUAUCUUUUUAAAAAAAUCUAUAUGAAAAUUAAUAUUUAGAUAUUACUUAAAUCUUAAACAUUUUUGUAGUAAGCAGUAAGUAAAUGUAAUAAAUAAAUAUGCUUAUGGGUACAUUUUUAAGCUGUAUCAUAAAAUUUGUAGAAUUGUAAAAUCUGAAGGAUAAUUGUGUUCUGAUGUGCAACUUUGGUUGCUACUUAAAAAUGUGAACCAAACAAAAUCCUCUCCCUUCCCUACCUAAUGGUCAUGUAUUUGAAUGUCAUUUCUAUUAAAAGGGUAUAAUGAAUCUUCAUUCCGUCAUCUCACAGCUCUUUGGGAUGGCGCACAUGAAAUGGCUGCUGUGUGGAAACCAUUCUUAAAUUAGCACUACAGCAUCCAUUGCCUUACCAUGCCAAUCAGGCUGUUCUCUUCAUGCCAUAGUAUUUUACUUUUUAAGUCUGUGAUGGUAAAGCAACUGCCAAAGCCACUUCUUAGAGAUUGUAACAUUAAAGAUCAUGCACUAUUUUCGCAUGGAGACAUUUUCAAUCAACCAGCUUCUUCACACACACACACAAGUUGAGAUGGCACACCCAGGCGACACAAUUCUCCAGUUUGCUUCAGCAGCUCCACUGAGUUUAAUUCUCUAUAAUAUAAAUUGGUGGUUUUAAUAUUCAGUUGUUUAUCAAUACUGGGGGUCUUUAAAUGGAAGAUAAAGUAAAGCUUCGUGAGUUCCAGGGUUUUUUGACCAUGACUGACUCUCCUCAAACCUGAGUAUCAUUUAUUAGGAGGACCAAAGGCGUACGUAAGGGUUGGCGAAACCAGCAGAGGUGCAGGCCCAGGGGGAGCGCAAAAAACACCUAUCAGAUUAUGGGAUAUAUGACGUAUGUGUGAGGGGUGGCAUGACACCACUGCUGCGGUGAGAUGAAGCACGGGAGAAGCUUCCUGUCCUUCUUGCACCACAAAUAAAGUGGGUUUUUUUGGGGGGGGAGCAUUGAUACAGGUCCUUGCCAAGAGCACAAGGAACCCUAGGUAUGCCUCUGAGCAGUAGUAGCAGCACACAAUGUUUGUGUUUGCCUUGCAGUCUAUACAACUCAGCUGAACGGAGGCACAGCUCAGUGGUGGUGAGCUUGCCUGGAUUCGAGAUGUUCCCAGGAGACCUGCUGAUAUCAGACAGUGCAGCAGAAUUCCUUUACCAUUCAGCAUCUCUGCACAGCUCAGGUGAAUACAGAUGCCAUUGGAAGAGAUGGCCCUGUUUUUUAUUCCCACCCCCCUCUCCCCAUGAAGUCAAAUUUACCAUGAAAUUCUUUAUCGUUUCUAUAGCUAACAAUGUCCUUGUUUCUGUUCAUUAGAAUCCAAAAAGCCCUGGUGGCCAUUUGCUAAAAAAGGAACUGUGAGUAUUUUGCAAAACCCUCUUUCUCUCCAUGCCCCAGUAUUUCUAUAUAUAUAUAUGGGGUUUGUCUCCCCCAGCAGUCCCCAGAGCACAUCUUUAUUGCAGGACAGGUUUUGGAAUGUUGUUUUGAAUAAAAUGUAAAGAGAGCAGAUUUUUAAAAGUUGCAGACAUGCACCCAAACACACUUCAGGUGUUGCUUGGACAUGCAGAUAUUUAUUUAAAAAGGAACGGGGAAACAUCUCUAAGUGACUGUGAAAGAGAGUGAGAGAGAAAGGUAACUGCUUACCUUUGGGAAUGCAGCAGCUCCUGGAAUCAGAUGCACAGGCCUUGAGUUCUGUGAAACAUUACAGCUGAGCCAGCACCUCAGCAGCCACCUGUUUUUCAGCAAAUUUAGGCUAUAUGGCUAUAUGGACACAGAAUCCUUGCUUCUAACUUUUCCACUCUGGCACUUUUAAUAGAAAGAGAUUGGUUCACCACUAUGUUUAUGGAGGAUGGAUGCCCAGUGUAAUUAAGGUUCCAGUUCUGUAAUUCUGCUGAAUACAAGAAAUUAAGGAAAUAUAUCUACCUAACAAUGAGGGACGCAGGUGGCGCUGUGGUCUGAACCACAGAGCCUAGGACUUGCCGAUCAGAAGGUCGGCAGUUCGAAUCCCUGCAAAGGGGUGAGCUCCCGUUGUUCAGUCCCAGCUCCUGCCAACCUAGCAGUUCAAAAACACGUCAAAGUGCAAGUAGAUAAAUAGGUACUGUUCCAGUGGGAAGGUAAAUGCCAUUUCCGUGCGCUGCUCUGGUUCGCCAGAAGCAGCUUAGUCAUGCUGGCCUCAUGACCCAGAAGCUGUCUGCGGACAAAUGCCAGCUCCCUUGGUCUAUAGAGCGAGAUGAGCACGCAACCCCAGAGUUGUCUGCAACUGGACCUAACGGUCAGGGGUACAUUUACCUUUACCUUUACCUUUUAUCUACCUAAUAUAUCUAGAUAUAUUAGGGGAAUAUAUCUACCUAAUGAAUAUUGGUAUGACCAUCUUUCACUACAGUGGCAUGCAUAUACUUUGUGUCAAUACUGACUAAUCCAUUAUUUUAAAAUAGACUAAUCAUUUAUGGAUCUAUAUUCUGUAGUAGUUAGUAAUCACGUUACAAUAAAUUCAAAAUUUGGUGCAUUUUCAAGAUUCAGUUUGGGGAAAGCUGUCUGCUUGCACAAAUCACAAUUUGAGGAAGAAUCUGCAACAUCCUCUAUCUGCAACAUCUUCCCCAUGGCUAUGGAUUUCACAGAUUUACUGCUGCGUUUUUGUUUUUUUUUUUGUCUUUGAACAGAGUAAAGACAAACACAAACAAAUAUCAGAUCUGGAAAACUGUCUGUCCACAGUAACCCUCAACAUGCCAGAUUGUAGUGAUUAUGAAUUUCAAAGUGUUAAGGUACGAAAAUGCUUCAUAUACUAUAAUGAUACAAUUUGUGUGUUGGUCCUCAUUUUUAUUCUUCUGUUCUUCUGUUUGGUUUUCCUUAACUCUGCAAUCCUAUACCCACUUAUUUAUAUAUGAGCAUAGACAGAUGCGCGCACACACACACACACACACACAGUGCUUCCAGACUGUCACUAUUUUGAAGGAGGGUUUCAAGUGCAUACCAAAACUUUAGGUUUGUGCAACUGAAGUAGAUAAAGGCACUCUGGGUUCAUUCACACUUCCACAUGUGCUGUGCCUAGAAAGCACAGGUCUGAGCAGUUUUACACUUGACCCGCUCCUUUCCGAGGGAAAACCCACUCUUUAGUGUUCAAUUGGAACAAACGGCAAUCCGGGGGAAACCCAACUUGACAUUUGCUCUGACUUGGCACUAAAGAACUGUUUUCCCCAAGGGAAAGCAGCAGGAGAAGCGGAAACACAGAUAAGCCCUCUGUCACCUUUGUGACAGCACCACAAAUCCACUUUAAUAAAAACUCUUCCUUCUUACAGUUAGGAAAGAGACAUACUGAAAAAUGUGGGGUGGAUGAAUGGGAACAUGUAUAAACACUCCAUAAACAAAUUGGGAUAAAUGCUCAGUAAACUGGUCAUCUGGAAGAAAAUAUACACGUAUACAUGAAUAUAUGAACUUCUCAGUAGACAUGGAUUAUACUUCUUUUCGGUGUAAAUUGUUGAGUACUUCUAAGUAUACUUUAAGAGUCUUUUACAAUGUAACACUGAAGCAGAAGCAGAAACCAAUGGCAACCCAAACAAGGGUAUUUAGCACUAACAACAGCUUCAGUGAUUGAACGGAAGAGCUGUUUGUAUGGAAAUGUGCAUAAAUUUUUGUGUUUGUGCUCUCAACUGAUAGGGUAAAACUUGGCAGGAAAUCAUGAAUAUGCAUCAGCUUGAGCCAAAAGCCAGUGGUGAUCAGUUAGAUACUAAGAAGGAAGAAGCCUUGUGGGAGCUUUUCACAACUGAAUGCACCUACCUUCUUGAUCAUCUCCAGGUUCUCAAAACGGUAGGUUUGGAUUUUGCAACUGUUUCCUUCCCAUUGUGGGGUGUUUGCUAUGUCACUAGCUACCAAUCUAAAUGGGAAGUACCUUCGCACAACCGUUUGUUCCUACAGGAGGCAGCCAUUUGCAAUUAGCUCAUAGCAGUACUUAAAGACGGAUCUCUGUCUUGCAGCUCACUGGAGCAUAUUCCGACAAGCGUUAAAAACAGGCGACAGAUUAGAAAGUGCAUUGAGCCGUUCAGCUACAGAGCCAUCACUUGUUAGAAAAUUGGGUCACAGACUUGGAAGGGCAUCUAACCUCCAACUGAUGCAGGAAAUUCACUGCUCCAACUUGCCCAAUAGGUGACCAUCCAACUUCUGCUUUAAAAAAAAUCUAACGAAAGAGAGCCCACUAUUUUCUGAGGCUGCCUGUUCUACUGCUGAAUAUCUGAUGCCUUCAGGAAGUUCUUUCUAAUGAUUAGUUAAAAUCCCUUUUUCUUGUAAAUUGAACCCCAUUAAUUUGGCUUCUAGCCUUUGGAUCCCAGCAGAAAUCCAAGCAUGGCUCUGUUUUUCUGCAGCUUCUCACUUUUGGCUUGCACACAAAACUCUGGAAUUUGUCUUUCUAACCACCAAUAUGUUGAGGGAGGGGGCCCUACCCAUUUUCUGUCUGGCACAGAGCCACUUCCUUUGUUACCUUAAUGGCCCAUAAUCAGAAGGUCAUCACCUCACCAGGGAGCUAACCUGGCUAUUCCAGGAACUGAAUCUGUGCUGGACCCAGGAAUUAGAAGGGGACUCAGGCAUACAACCUCUGACCCAUCUACCCCAAAAUUCAUAACAGCAUUUAAAUUCCUGAGCUAUGUAUCAUCACUUGUUUUGAAUUAUAAUUAGGUCAAGGUUAUUUUCACCAUAUCAGCAGGUGGGUCUUUCAAAGAGAAUGUUUUCAGAGACCAGCAAAGUAUUCCAUGGAAAGUCCUGUUAUGAUGAAGAUGCCUCAUCCUCAAUAAUAUUAUAUGUCACUUGAAUAGCUUGGCUAUACCUGUUUACUAGAUGUAAGGCUCACUUAGUUCAGUGAGACUUACUCCUUGGUUAAUUUAUAAGGAUUGCAGCCUAAAUGCUUUAGAAUCUAAGCCAUCAGGAUAGCUUGAUUCAAAUUAAUUGAGUGGCCAUUUUACUGAGACAAGGAAAUUGCUCUUUUCAGCUUGUCAGCAGAAUUUCCAAUGUUUCCUAGAAUGUGACUGCUUGUGUGUUUAGUGCAUGCAUAGAGGGUCUGUGGGGAAAGAUUUCAGGUUUCAGGGCAAGGAGGAAGGAAUGUUUGUUAAGUGCUAGAGGCAGGUGUAUAGCAGCAAGACGACAAAUGAAGCCCAUUUGUUAUGUUUACUAGAGCUAUAAUGAACUUGGGUAGGGAAUGUUUUUCGGAAAAGGAAAUCUGUAGCAACCCUGGGGUUCAGGGAUUUGGAGAAGAAAUAACUAACUAGGCAUUGAUGUGUUUUCUGAAGAUAUUUAUGGAUACAUUAAGGUACCUGCAAUGCAAGGAGUUUCUCUCGGAUGUGGACUCUGGGCUACUGUUUGCCAACCUAGAGGAGUUAAAUCAGGUGAGAAAACACUUUAAUUUGUAGAUUGACCAUGAACAUGUAUCAGCACUGUGGCUUUUCAUUCUACAGCUUUAAUACAAUAGUUAAAUCAAAACUAUAUUAACAAGCUCAAAGCAGUGUGGGUCCUACUAUUUAAAUACUUCCUUUGGGAAAAUUAGACAUAAGACCUGUGGAAUUACAUCUUCUAGUGCAUUUGUCUUAAAGCAACAAUGGCUCACUUAUAGUCUAUGUAUCAAAUGUUGCAUUCAAAUACACAACAAGUCAUCCCUGGGUAUUUGUUUGGAGUAGUGAAGCUGAAUAUGAUCACUAUGCCUUACAUUUUUCUUCCACUGAAUUAUAAAAACAGAGAGCUCAUUUAGUGUCUUGCAGUCGAAUCUUUCAUACAAAGGACAUCUUAAAUAAGAUUCUCUUACUUAGGUGAGCCUCAGUUUUGUGACCAGUUUCUUCAGUGCUAUAAAGGAUCACCUUGUUCAGCCUAUGCCUUCCAUAGAUUUCAUCCCUGUGCUCACAAAGGUAAGAGUGACAAUGUGUUAAGCUUAGCUGAUGCAUCAGUAAAUGGUUAAAGAGCAGAAAGCAGAGUCUAGGUGUAAAUGGACAGUUUUCACUGUCGAGAAAUGAAACAGGGAUCUGCAUCAGAACUGCUGCUUUUUAACUUGUUCAGAAAUGACCUAGAGUUUACACCCUGACCAUGGCAUGAUCCAUCCACAGUUAAGUUGUUUGUGUGUGUGUGUACACAUGCUUAAGGUUGUAGCCCCCAUGAAACUACAAUUCCAACUGCAAUUGAGUUUGACUGACAGAGGGAAACAAGGGGAAGGGGGAAGGGAACCAUUAUUUCUUGACCAGACUUUGUUUUUAAAGUAUUUUCCUCUUCUCUCUGUACCUAGGGUAUAUAAACACUCACUUAGAUAACUACUUCAUACCUCCAGUGAAGUAGGCUCUGGCCCAUGAGAGCAUAAAUCACAGUACAUUUCUUACAGUGCAGCCCUAUGCAAGUUUAGUUGUGCUCAUGGUGCAAUUUUGCUCAUGUCUACUCAGUGUAAGUCCCAUUGACUUCAGUGAGGCUUAUUCUCAGGUAAGUGAGCACAGGAGUGCAGCUUUACAGCCAGGUAAAUGGGUAUAACGUUACAGCUUUAACAUUUAAGAUGCCAGCAUGAAUUUGUUGGCUGCAUGACUACCACUCUGGAAUUCAUCUUAUUCUUGAUUAUGCGGAGGGGUUGAUGAGUUUUAAGAUUCAGCACCACUAAGCAAAGACCCGAGAAUGACCUGAAGCAGCCAGCAAGAAUGUGGAGUUGAAAUUCUCCAAAAGUCCAUGUCUUUUUGUAAACAAAAAAUAUAGUCCAGCGAAAGGUGUUUUAAAAUUCAUUUAUUUCAGUGGGGAUUUUCUGUAGCAAAGUGCUAUGUAUAUUUAGGCAAAAGUGAAUCCCAAUGACGUCAGUGGAACUUACUAUGAAGGUAAGUGUGGGUUGGGCUACUAUCUUAAGCACACACAGGAAAAAAAGCUUAACUGUGGAUGGAUCGUGCACUGGGCGUGGUGAUCCAUCCUUACUAUGAAGUAACAAGGAAUUAUCUGCCAUCUCAGAUAUCUCUGAUCACAGAGGGUUGUGGAAAAGUACAAAAAAAUAUUAUGUGCAAUAAAUGUAUAGACUCCUUCAGGAGGAAAGGCACGGUAUAAAUCUAAUAAAUGAAUAUUUGGUUCUCACAAUGCCAAGAGGAAUAUGCAACAUUAGUCAUACUGCAAGUGGACUCAUUAAAAUCAUAGAAGCAUAGAACUGUAGAGUUGUAAAGGAUCCCAAGGGCUUGCAAUGGGCUUGAGUCUAUUCUGAGUAUAACUUAGUUUUUCAUAUUGCCCUCAAUGACUUACAUUUUUGUCUUGCAGUAUUUCCAAGGGAACCUGUGUCAGAGUCACCAGAUGUACUGCCUGAAUUAUACCUCUGCUAUCUUUUACUUGGAAAAACUGAAGAAAAGAGAAGAUUUUGGGAUCUAUUUGAAAGUAAAGCAAUUGUUUUGCUGUUAUCCUUGUUCAACAUUUACAGUUGUGAUAUUACAGCGGCAGUUUUUUCAAAGUCAAUUGCUAUCAUAGUUCACCGAUACGAUUAAGGGUGAACUAAAGUAUACAUUUAAUGAACUAAUAACAUCAAUACCCAUCCUUGUUCAUCAGAAAUCCCUAUCUCUACUAUCAUUCCCCUCCACUUCAUGUGGCUUAUACAUCAAGAAAUGUGUCAUUUUAAAGUAAAAUAUGCUAUUGGGGGGAAUUAUUGGGGAUGGUUUUCUUAUGCUGGCCUGAACUGGGGACACCUGAGAGUGUCUGUAGGGAAGGAAUGAAUUUUUAUGGUAUUUGGAGCCUAUGUUGUUUAGGGUUUUAAGCACUAGUGCAAGCACUUUGAAUGGGGCCUAGAAAUAUGUGGAAAUCUAGUUCCUGUGGUAAAGUGGGUGUGCUCUGCAAACUUUUCCACCACCACCUUGAGGCCUGUACACACAAAAGACUUAUCUGCAUGAUAUUUCCCUUCCUUUUUUUUAUUUAGGUGGAUGAUUCAUCCCAAUUAUUACCACAUUAAGUGUGAGGUAUGAGAGAAGGGGGUGCAUUUAUUCCUCUGCUAUGGGAACUGGGUUGCCAUUCUGAAAGCAAUGACAAUGCAGGGUUCUCAUGAAAUUUAUUUUACUUAAGAAAUGUGUAUCACAAUGCUGGUUGGCGGUAUGAAGCAUUAUUCUGCUUACUGUCAAGAGUACACUUGUUAAUCCUAAUACAAAAUUUAUCUGUAUUCGAUAGUGGUGUGAACAGAACGAGCGGUGCAAACGUCUCCAUCUCGCAGAACUGCUGGUUGCCCCUUUGCACAAACUGACCCGCUACCCCCUUCUCCUGAAGAACAUAUGGAAAAAUACAGAGGCAGCCGAGAAAUCUGUCAUUGGUACAAUUAAAGAAAAGGUGGAAAAAUCUAUAAGUGAGUUGGAGAAGGUCUGAAACUGCAUUCUUGGUUCAGAAGUUGUUCCGAGUUGUUUUCACAGAGCCAGUCCUACCAAUAGGCAGAGUGGUAUGGCUGCCUCAGGCAGCAGGUUUUAUGUGGCAUGAAAAAGCAGCUAGUUCUUUAAUUUAUUAUGCUUGUAUUUUUAUACCAGGGAUGGGGAGAAUUGCUUGUGGGAUUUCAUGCCUCAGGUGCCAAAACAACUUGGCUGAUGUUGUGUGCUUUGCACUUGACUUGGGUUUGGGUGGGGAGAGCCUGAAUACCAUUUGCUCCUCAGCCUCAUCCAACAAAAAUACCUUGGGCCAACCUUUCUUGCUCAGCAUUUAGGCAUGCAUGAAGACUGUAUGGCAAAAACUAUUCCCCUAGGAACUGAAACAUGAAAAUACCUUCACUAGCUACAAACAAAAGUAAUAUUAUGUAAACCAGCACAUUCCAAAAAACACUAUAAGCUUGAUAACUCAUAUUUGGUAUGAAACAUGAACAUUGAUGCUCAUACUCUUAACAUCCACAGGGAUGACAACAUUGACUAGAAUAUAUCAAUACAGAAGGCACUCAGCUCUCCAUAUAGAGAAUGCUAAGGCCCAUAUUAAUGAAGGACAGAGAUUUCAUUUUCAUUAAGCCAACCUUGCUGCUCCAUGGUGUAUCUUUUCAGGAGAUUUGGAAGGGAAAGUGAAAUGGCUGGAUAACUUCCAGAAAUUUAAACAGCUACAGGAAAUUAUAGUUUGGCCUUCACUUUGGGAUCAAGAAAAAAGAUUUUUUGUUCCUGAGGUAAGCAAUUUUUAUUCAUCCGUCUUAAAAAUAUGUCCUUAGCAGGGUCUUCUUAAAUCUGCAUAAAACUGUUAAAAUAACAUGGACAAAUAUUCAUGGCUUAACUUCAGAAUAUGUAACUAGCUCUAGAAUGUUCUAUAUACGCUCUGGAGAGGUGCCUGCACACAGACUACGCAGAUCUUAGACCAGCUCCCAUACAAGUGAGCACAGAAAAAGUAAUAAGCAAAUAUGGAGGGAGGGAGAAGAGGGAGAGCUCUUCAUGAUGAGAAACUGGAGUGAGUAAUUUGGAGGACAAUAAAAUAAUAUGGGGACUGAAGGUGGGAUGUAAAUAGAUUUAUUUGGUAAUGAUUCCUGAGGAAAUCAAUGGGGAGGAAGCAAAAAUGGAAGCGGAAAAAGAAAAGAGGUAGUUCUUUGUAAUGACACAGCAUUUAUAAAUGGAUUCAGACAGAAGGCAAGGAAUUACCGUAUUUUUCGCCCUAUAGGACGCACUUUUUCCCCUCCAAAAAUGAAGGGGAAAUGUGUUUGCGUCCUAUGGGGCGAAUGCAGGCUUUCGCUGAAGCCUGGAGAGCGAGAGGGGUCGGUGCGCACCAACCCCUCUCGCUCUCCAGGCUUCAGGAAGCUAUCCCCCAGCCCAGCAAGCUCCGGGAGCGAUGGCGAAACUGCGAGCAACUCCGCCAUCGCUCUCGGAACCGUUCUGGGGGCUGGGGUCGGGGGAAGCUCGGGCUUCCCCCGCCCCCAGCCCCGCAAGCUCUGGGAGCGAUGGCGAGGUUGUGCAACCUCGCCUUCGCUCCCGGACCCCCAGCCCCGAGGCUAAAAACGAAGCCAGGACAGCGAGCAGGAUCCAUCCCGCUCGCUGUCAUGGCUUCUUUGCUCUUUGGGGCAAAAAAAUAAGUGCGUCCUAUGGGCCAGUGCGCCCUAUAGGACGAAAAAUACGGUAAUGUGACAUUGGCCAUGCCCAUUUUGACAUGCAGCCCUCUAAGGGUUGGGCAUGAGUCAAGCUGCACCAGACUGAGAAAGGUUAGUCACUGCUGCUGUAUAGGAUUGGCUGUCAAGGUGGUAUUUGUCUAACACAUGUAGCCAGUCAUCCAAUUAAAUAGUCCAUUGUAUUAUUUCUGUUACUCAGGAUUUUAAUUGCACUGUUACCACUUUUUAUUCAAAAGUUCCAUGAUUAUCUCUCUUUCUCCAUCACCAGUGUCUCAAGAACUUAUUAAGAGAAAACCCAAAUGAAAACAUCUUGUCACCAACAAAGAGAUUUCUUGUUCAUGAGGGGAGAUUAACCCUAGCAGGUAAAGAGUGCUUUCUGUAUCAUAGUUACGUAACAGAAAUGUACACCUAACUCAAACUAAUCUGCAAACCUAAAGAGAGGAUAUGAAUAAAAGUUGGACAAGUGCUGUAUAAAGAUGUUAUGAACCUCCAUGUUCAGCAUGGGAGCAUAGAGUGGGGUGCAUCACCUAACACACACACCCCGGUGUCAUGUCUACACCUGACAUUUGCUCAUACAACACGAACAUCUGUAGAGAGGGCUUUCCUGCAUAGAGCUAUACAUGCAAAGGCAUGCCCAGAAUAUGGAACCUCAAUCAUUCAGUGUUCCAGAUUCUGAUGAAGGCUUUGCAUAUACAACUAUAUGAGCAAAGGCCCCUUGCUACAGAUGUUUGUGCUCUAUGUACAGACAUCACAGAAGGGGUGUGUGCUGUUAGUGGGGUUACUCAGUUCAACACCACUCCUUGCUUCCAUGUUAUUGAACGUGAGUGCUCAUGACACCAAAAUAAGGCUGCAGUCCAACAAGGUCAAAGAAUAAAAAUAUAUUCAGAAAGAAUAAAAUCAGUGUGAAUGAUGUCUCAGUACCACUCUUCUAGAGGGGGAAAAACAAGAUGUGUAAAAGUAGGUCUUUUAAAUAAAUAUGCUUUUCCAAAAGAGAAAUAUGUUAAACUUCAGUGUUUUCUGUUCAUAAUUAGCAGUCAAAUUUGAACUAGAUUGCUGAGAGUGAAGCAUACAACAGAUUAUUUUUUUAAUCUGCUGUCUGCUUUUGAAAUGAACUGGCAGGCGGUGAUAUACUUAAGACUGAUAAAAAUGUAACAGCUGAUAGGCCAUGGAAUGUUACAAAUAAUUUGACAAUAUAUAUCCCUGGUUAUUUUUGCUCUAUAAUCUGUUUGAUAAUCUUUUACUCGUGGGAGAUUCAGUCAUUUCCCUAGCUCUGCUAAAAACUAUUAAAAUAUUAUGUGAGUUAUGCAAGCAAGUGAUCCACCAUUCUUCCAGACUACUUUGGCUGCCAAUGUAUUGCAAAUGUUAGACAACCCAAACUACAAAGCUGAAUAUUUGUCACAUCCAGAGUUUUUUAUAUUAAGGAACAGGUGAUAUGGGGCAGCUGUUGGCUUCCUAUUUCCUUUAAAAUUAAUCUCUGUAGCUUGAGCCAUAAAACUUGAAAGUUCAGUUCUAUUCAUUAAAACAAACUUCCUAGAAUUCUGGAACUAGAAAAACUAUGCUUGAAUUUCUUAGCAAGUAAUUUUCCGAAUUAUUUCAGUCAAGAUAAAUCCAAAAGCAAAAUGUUGUGAUGAAUUUAAGGCAUAAAAUGUGAAGUUUUGUUACAAAAUAAAAAACAGUGUUUACUUUCGCAUUUAUUCCUUAGAACAUAUGAGGCUUGUUGAUGUCUACCUGUUUCUGUUUGAUGAUUUGCUGUUGAUUACAAAGCCUAACCGGCAGAAAAAGGUAAGAAGAAAGGAAAAGAAAAAUCAGCUACAGCUGUUGCGCUCAUGCACAUUUUGAUCUGUAGGUGCAGUAAACACUUACGUAAUAUUUUUAAAUCAUUAAAGUAAAAAUGUUGAGGAAAGAGUUGUGAAUUGCUGACAUAUCAAAGAAAUGAAGAACAGACCCCGGCAAUUAUAUGAUACUUAGGGGCAGUGCCUCACAGUGGGCACAUUUUGGUAACCCCUUAGGAGUACAGGUCCAUAUUUUGAUUUCAUGCAAGUAGUCACUUUGCAAUAUGCACUUAUUUUUUAAAGAAGCUGCAGUCACUGGUGGCCCAAGCCUGGUUCCUUUUAACCCAACACCUCCUAUUACCUUGUUGACUUAGAUGUAAAAAGCAGACAUCUGAAAGUAGACAUGCUUUAAAUGUACGGUGUUGAUGUAACUAAGGUUUCAUGUGCUUUCAGAUACAUUGAUGCACCAUAGUUUAUUUGUAUUUUAAAGAACUGCAGCAUAGCAGUCCAACUGAAUGCCAAGUUGUUACAAUUAACAAAAAUUAUUAGAGCUUGAAAUGUGUUUAUGAUACAAAGCUAGCGCCAUGGAACAGAAAAAUAAGCAUUUUAAUCUUGUGGCAAUUUUGACUUAAGUUCCAAGAGCUGCCAUUCACAAGUACUACAUGUCAGAAAUGCCACAACUACAAUCCGGAAUAUAGAAUGCUUAGGUAACGUAUUGGUUUUCCUUUCUGUUUCAGAAAUCUGUAGUUUCUGACCUGAGUUUAACACCUGUUGGCCCCUUUUUCACUCCCGAAUUGCAAUCUUUGCUUGAAGGUGGUGGCUAUUGCACUGUGCUUGACCAGCCUAUCCCAUUAGACAGAAUGGUAGUAAGAAAUAUUGAGUCCUUCCACAUAACAGGUAUGUUAAAUACGUUUUACAUAUGGCUUGGUUACAUUCUUCAAAUAUUGAGUAGAUGCAUGGCAUAUAUGUAGGGACAGCUAUUUUCUGUGCCCAUCUUAAAUAGCUCUCUCUUAAAAUAUUUGGAACACAAUACAAAUCAGCCAGUUGCUACCCCUCAAGCAAAAUAUAUUCAUUUCAGUCAUCCCACCACAAUUUUUCUUCAGUCUCUGGGAUGUAUAUAGGUCCAACAGCUUACAAUGGUAGUGAAGAGAAUUUACAUGGUAAAUCAGAGAAUGUGUGCUGAAGGAAAUCAGUUUUGAUCAGACAGACCUGCCUCACUUCAGGAUUAAAGAUGUAACACCACUGUCUGUGCUAAACCAACCAAUGUUCAAAAGAAAUUUAAUUUUUUGGGAACACUUCUCAUUUUGCCCACUAUUCUAAAUUGAUCAGCUGAACUAUCUUCACUCCUUUUCCUCUCCAUGGAUUCAGACUUGCUCCUGUUUCUGUAUAAAAUUAGAAUCCAAGUGAAGACCUAGCUUUUGCAUUUCCCAUCAAUGUGAUUUUAUGAGACCCCUUGUGAUCACUGGCUUAAUAUCCAUCUAAAUCAUGUCCUCACUUCUGAGUCUUUAUGAUAUGCAACUAUGUCAAAUUGUCAAAAAAAGGACAAAGUGCCAGCUUUGCAGGUGGCAGCUCAUUAUGUAAUAAUUGUUGUUUAGAAAAUAGUUACACCACAUAACAUGUAGUUUUAUUUUCCCUAAAGCCAGAAGAUUGCAGCUCACUCCCAAUCCCUUAUCCCUGGUUACUUGUAUAUCCAAAACCAAGCUUAAGUAUUGUUGAUAUUUCAUGCAGUCUAAAAGUCAAUUAUUGGAUGUAUACAAGUUCCACUGAAGUACCAGUUCAUGUGGCCUGUUUCAAAGGUAACAGAUAUUUGCUCCUUAUAGAGGUCUGGAGUAAAAGCUGUGGAAGAUGUCUUACCAUGUGUCAAUUGUUUUCUUAGUUUUCGGACUACGAAAUGUUUUUCUAAUACAGCACAGAAAUCGGUUUCAGCAGUGCAUAGCAGCCUUUAUACUACAAGCACAGACUGAGUCUCUCAAAGUAAGUAUUUUAUUUUACGAACAUUAAAAAAAAUAAACACAAGCAAUUCACCUAAGAUAAUGCUAACACCUUUCCCCAAAUGAUUUGAGCUAGUUUAUUUGUCUGUCUUGGGUACUGUGCUUGCCCCACUAGAGUGAGAUACCCCUUUCAAAAAUAUGAAUAGAUGCUAUUGCCUAAUUAGCUAUAUGGAAAGUAUGUAUCCCUAAGUUACUUUUGUUAUUAAAUUAAAACUUCUUUUUCACCUUACAGAAAACAUGGAUGUCACAGAUGGAAACAGCAAUAUCAAAUUGCACAAAGAGAGAAAAUAAACCCAAAACUUCAUUUUUUAGUUUACCUGCUGAAUCAUCUGAAAUUUAGUUGUGGUUCAUUGGGAACCCCUAGACAAUGUAACAGAUUUACUUUUUUUUUUUUUUUUUAAAGGCAUGCAAAAUGUCUGUGAACAUUUUUUGGAGCCUGGAAAGGUAAAACUCUGGAAACAAUCUUGCUAGAACAGAAUUCAGAGAAGGAAAAGAGCAGCUUGGAUGGUCAUUAUUCAAACUGUAGUGCUAUGCUUAUGGCCUUUGGUUCCUCACAGGAUGGCUUGUUUUGGUUUAGCAUUCCAUGAUAAAAACUAGAAAAUAUAUGCGAUAUGAUAUGGGGAAGAGAAAGGAAACUAGUGCCAUUAAACCAACAUCUUUAAAACUGCCUUUACAAGUUCUUCUGCAGUCAAACUGGGGUACCAGUAAUCAUGAGACCCGCUUAAAUCAGAGUAUUCUGUUUUUUGAUCAAAUACUACCGGGUUAUGAAAGAAAGAAAAUCUGCACAAUUUUUUCCUACCUCAGAAACCAUUUAUCCAACCACCAAAAUGUCAAACAAAGUAACAGUCUAACACUGAUCUUCACAAAAACACCUCUCACAUUAGAUUAUAGAAUCACACAACCCAUUUUAUAGCAGUGUGGUCUCCUUGAGAUUACCUUCCUCACCUCAUCAGCGCUUUGAAGAAAUUUCAUCAACAUUAUGCUACAAAGAGAGAUACCUGCACAACUUGGAAUGGGGUUAAACUAAGAACUGAGAAAUUGUAAUUUCUGGCUGUAGCGUUCCAGAAAAAAAUUACUCCAACCCCCAAUUAAAGCUGCAGGGUAAAAUCAGUUCAUACUGACUAUACAACACCAAACAGGGUUGCACAUACUUUUGAGGUAUACACUUUUUUGUAAAAUUCUGGGUAAGAACCACACAGCUUCAGUAAUUAUUAGUUCAAAGAAUUUUAGAAUGAAGCAGAAUGGCACCAAUUAGAAGAGCCAUUUUUAUCACCUUUACCACAAUUAUGUUCAUGAUGUAACACCAAAAGGAUACUACUCAACUUUGCCUGACCACUAUCUGAAUUUGCAAAUGAAUAAAAGUGGCUACAGCGACAUCAAAAGCACAGCAAAUUAAGUCACUGCAAAUGGUCUAUUAGAAAUGUCUAAUUUUAUUUCAGCCCAAUAACAGAUUAGAAUACAAAAGUAACAUUUCCACAAGUAUCCACUCAUGUUAUUUCAUACAGAAUUAGCUGAUGUAGGGUGUCACUCCUCAGCUUUCAUUACUUUCCAAAUGCAGAGUUUAGGGAUUACAGUGCGUACUGAACUAAACUCUUUCACAAUGUAAGGCACAACUACAUGACCACAAGUCAUAAACACACCACUGAGAGGAGGACUUGAGAGAAUCCAACUGAUAAAAAUGGUCAUGCAAGACUAUCUACAGAUAAUGUGAGUUUAAGGGUCCAGUUGAAAAAGAAGUGCAGUGUUGUGUAGGUAAGGCUACCUUAAAACAUCUGUAAAUAUAAGGUAAGCACAGAAUUUUUCCAAUUCUAAUUUAUACAAUUAUACAUAAAAAUCAGUAAAUAGUAUGCACAAUAUUCACAUCUGCGACCAUAAUAAACCAAUCAUUAAAAAGAGGCCAACAGGACAGUACACUUUGUGGCACACAUCCAUUAUAAGCUUAAUAGCAUUUGUCAACUUCUUGUCUAGACUGUUGCAAACAAGAGGCUAAUUUAAUGGCAUGUUCAUGUUUAAACCAGUAUCCAGUUUGCCAAUAUUACAUACAGGUGACAAAGUCCAACAGACUUAUGACCAGGACAGCUUGAAUUGGUUUCAUUCCUGUCCAACAGCUACAAGUUUGUAGAACUAAACUACAUAGGUCAAAAGAGCACAAGUGAGCCUAGAAUAAUUGGAAACUACAUUAGCAUACAUACCCAAAUAUUACAUUUUUGGUGAGACAAAACACUUGGAAAAUUUGGCAGUUACCACAAAUCAUACCUAACAUUAUAGUGAAGGAAUCCUAUCAAAAUGCACUAAAGUUGAAUUUCACAUCAAGAGGUAGUUUAAAUGAAAUCUUACAUAGUGGCAUCAAGUGUCAGAAUGAAGGGGGGGUUGUGUGUUUAUUUUAAAGGGUUUUUUUUAAUAAUAAUUUUAUUACAAAAGUGACAAAUCCUAUACAAGCAGCAUUUUGGACAGAUUUCUAUUAUAAAAGGUUUCAGUGUUUGCUAACCCAACGUGACAUUCUUUCUUAUCCCUUUGGUGACGAGAGUUGGGAUUUAACCACAUGGUAGAAUGUACAUUGUAUGAGCACCAACCCUAGGAAAUCUGGAUCUGCCACACCAGUCUGUUUAUAUAUCAACAAUGAACAAUGUAUUUAGAUACUUUAAAACUCAAAGCCAGUAGGUAAAACUUUUCCAUAUUGGGGUGUAAGGAGGGAACGAUGACUAAGAAAGAAGUCUUCGCUGAACUUAGUGGCUCUUUAAUUGGCACACAAGAGAAAACAGAUUAGUUUCCGACCAUCAGAUAUGUUCUACUGAAUUGGGUGAAAACCCUUCCAUUUGCCUGCUGUACAAUGACUGCAUAGAAUAUUGCAUCACUCCAUUAACCAAGACAGAACAGUCAAUGCUGACAAAUUGCAGCAUUGUAAAAUUGUAACUAUUUUAUAAAUGCAUACUACUCUUAAGUAGUAUACUGGUUUUAAGAUUUCUAGCAAUUCAAAACAGAAUGUGAACACAAACAUGUCUGCUCUUAGGUAUAGGGAUUUUUGUAUGUACUUAUUGCUAUGGCCUGGAAAACAGACCAUCCAUGUAAAUUCUAGAGAAACUCAAUACUAAGAAAACAAAAGCUGAUACAUGAACUAUGGAAACCAGUCAACUAAUAAUACAAAUGUGCAAAAUUGCUAUGUCCACAUUUUUCGAUUCUUAAGUCAAACAAUGCUUGUUAAAACCAUGUAAAUUCCUUUGCUAUAUAUACACGUGUCCUCUGGAGCACUUAAGAAUUAAGGAUGCAAUAUUCCUAACAAAAAUGAAGUUACUAGGAAUUUCAAUGAACACUCCUCUAAGAAUACAUAGCCUUGUGGACCAAUUACUACAACAAUUCUUGCAAAACAGCUGUUUCAUUUCUUGCAUAUUAUGUUGGUUACACGAGAAAGAAAGUGCAUAGUGCAAGUGACAAUGCUAUUAUCUCCCCCUUCCUGAGGUUCUUAGGGGGCAUUUCCACUGAAGUAGCUCAAAUUUCUGAACUACGGAUCCAAUCUUAUGCUCUUUCUCUGAACAAAAUGGAUUUUCCCUUGCCUCCAUAUAUACGUUCGCAACUUCUAGGGCUGUGAUGUGUUGUCAAUUAACAAAUCAAACCACUUCAAUAUAUUUUCAUCUGUUUGAAUGAGGGAGCAGAUGGUUUUCAGAUAUUCUUUUGAAGGCAAGUAUUUACAAAAACUCUGACUGGCAAAGGCCUCUCCCCAUUCUGUUGCACAGAACAAAGGACGGCUUUUCUAAGAUGGUGCCUGCUGCAACACAUGCGAGCAUCAUCUAAAACCAAAAUACUCUUUUCCUUCAAAACUUUAAUUUAUUCAUAAGCAUGUUUAAUUGAAUAAAACUGGUGUGAUUAAUCGACUAAGAUUUAUUUAAUCAAGUAAAAGCCCUAAUAAUUCCCAAUUACCUUAGUAGAUGCUCUGGAUAUUACUUUACCAUUUACUCCUUAAAAAAACCACACCAAAUAGAUGGGGGAAAUGUCUACACAUGUAGCCGCUGAAUGAUUAGAUGUAAAUUUGGCAUAUGGAGCAUGCAUAUCCAACUCAAAAAAAAUUAAGGUUUCAUACAUCCUAUUUGUACUUGUUCAUCUGGACAUUUUUGAACAGAUAAAGCAGCUUUAUACUAAAUCAGGCCAUUGAAUCAAAUGUCGUCUGCUCCCGUUGUCAGCAGCCUCUCAAAAGUUCCAGGCAAAAAAAUUGUAUUUGCUGGACCUGGAAUGUAUGAAACAUUUUUUAUCUUGAGGCAUGAGGGAUUGAACUUGGGAUCUUCUGAGUGCAAAGGUCAUGCUAGCCAUGACCCCUCUACAAAUAUAUUUCUGUUAAGCUGUUUGCUUCUCCAUUUCUUCCUAGUGCUGUACUUCCAUUUCUCAGUCUACAACAUUCUUCCUUGCUGGCAUCACUUCCUUCAUAGCAUUUUAAAUAGACCACAUAUCCAAAAGGUGUUAAUUUUAAAUGUCAUGCUGUAUUUUAGUCACUCUAAAUUUUACAAAGUACAUUAUUUUGUGUGAUUACAAUGUGCAUAGAAGUAUGUAUAUUAUCCUCGCCUCUCAAAUCAAAAGAGAAGAAAAGAUGGGGCUGAAAGAUGACAUUUCCUGCCUAAAUCCAAUCUUUAAAAGAUUGGAUUUUAAAAGAGCAAUUUCAGUACCUUCUCAUUUGGACGAAACAUGACACCGUUGUACUAUAAAACCUACGACUGAGAUGUACCUCAUUAAAGCAAGAGAAAGGCUCUUGGUGAUGGAAUCUCAGUUACUUUAAAGCCAUUAGCAGAACCUGGAAUUUCACUUCCAUUUGGCAGGGAGGUAUGGCAAAUCUCUAGCAAGAACUAAGAAACUGGAGACAAAAAUUUACACUGAGAAAGGUAGAAUUCCAAGGUGACUACUUUCUUUCCUAAUGCUGUAUUUUUUAAUUCCCACACUUCACAGUAUUUUUUCCUGGGAACUUCCACGCAGUGUUUCCUGUGAAGUGAAUUGAACAACAACAAAGAUUUUAUAAUAAUAAUAAUAAUAAAAUUAACUAAGGAGAAGACCUCUGAAAAGGCAAAAACAUGGCCCAACCUCAAAAAGUUUCAGAGCAAGACCUUGCAUAUUAAGGAUGAUGUAGUCCACUUAAGUACCUUUGAUAUGAUGAAAAGUAUUCUUAGAGAUGUCAAGCAUACAUUAUACACUCGACACUUGCUUUCAUUUUCAGUGAAAUAUAUAGUGACACUGUAGUGAAACAUCCUGAAAAGUUUAAAACCUCGAGACAGUUUCCCACUAUCUGGGCAUUCACUGUAAGUGGAAUCCCCAGAGAGUGAGAAAAUAAAAGAAAUAAGCAAAAAAGCUGCUUGUUUGGGCCUGCUACGUAUCUUUCACACUUCAAUGAAGCUAUUAAACUGUAACCAUCCCAUUAGAGCAGCAGCAUUUGAUACACAAAAUCCCUGCAAAUGUGUUUACUUUAAAAUGUGUUACUUUUAAACAAGGAAAUUAGGAUUAAAAAAAUACAUUGUUACUCCUCUGUUUAAACUUUAUUUACAAGUUACUGGGGACUUAUAAACUAGACACAGAAGCUCUUGUAGGAUCAAAACCAAACAAGCCAUAGAUAAUUUCAGCCUCACAAGAAGUACAAUUGUUUGACUUUUUUAUAUGUAUAUUUUCAACAAUACUAUAAUUUUGCCCAUUGUUACAAUCAUCACCCAAACCAAAGAGUAGUCUGAGUGUUGUACGAAGUGCAUAACAGAAACUUUAUUCUAGCAUAACAUUUAAGAGCUGUGAGUAAUUAUCCUUGCAAGUCGUUGAAACAAGUAUCACAGACACGAACGGGUUUCUUAGAAGAAGGAGUUAAGGCAUUCUUAGCUGAGCACUCGGCACAGAAGAUAUUUCCACACUGUCUGCAGUGAUGCUGUGAAACAGGAAAAACAAAGCAAA
Messenger RNA from Podarcis lilfordi (Lilford's wall lizard), 23995 nucleotides. The record is from the annotation of a GenBank genome assembly. Lineage: Eukaryota; Metazoa; Chordata; Lepidosauria; Squamata; Lacertidae.